CUGUCAUGGCGGCGGAAGCCGGCGGAGGGGAGCAGUUGGUUCGAUUCGUGAAGCUGAGUGGGAGAGCUUCAGGCUCUAAGAAGAAAGUACGAUGGUUUCCCGUUAGGCGACUCUUCACCCAUUCCUGUCCCAGCCUCAGGAUUCCUAGCAGGUUUUUGAGAGAAGGUCGUAGAUCACCUCCUGCACGAAGUGGACACCGCUGUGUGGCAGACAACACGAAUCUAUAUGUAUUCGGAGGAUACAAUCCAGAUUAUGAUGAAUCAGGUGGGCCUGAAAAUGAAGAUUACCCCCUCUUCAGAGAACUCUGGCGAUACCAUUUUGCUACUGGGACUUGGCACCAAAUGGGCACAGAUGGCUAUAUGCCAAGAGAACUGGCAUCAAUGUCAUUGGUUCUACAUGGCUACAACCUUCUCGUCUUUGGGGGCACUGGAAUCCCGUUUGGAGAGAGCAAUGGUAAUGAUGUACAUGUUUGUAACGUGAAGUACAAGAGAUGGGCACUGCUCAGCUGUCGUGGAAAAAAACCCAACCGCAUUUAUGGACAGGCAAUGACUAUUAUAAAUGGUUUUUUGUACGUGUUUGGAGGAACCACUGGUUAUAUUUAUAGUACAGAUCUGCAUCGUCUUGACCUCUCUACCAGAGAAUGGACUCAACUGAAGCCAAAUAAUCCACCGUGCGACCUUCCCGAAGAGAGGUACCGACAUGAAAUUGCACAUGAUGGACAGCGGAUCUAUGUUUUGGGUGGUGGCACCUCCUGGAUUGCAUACUCAUUAGAUCAGAUCCACGCAUACAACUUUGAAACAAACACCUGGGAAGAUAUUCCCACCAAGCCACAUGAAAAUUUAGGAUUCCCUGCGGCCCGAAGGUGCCACAGCUGUGUCCAAAUAAAGCAAGAGGUGUUUAUCUGUGGUGGUUAUGAUGGAGAAACUAUCCUGGGGGAUCUCUGGAAGCUGAAUUUGCAGACGUUUCAGUGGACGAAACUUCCUGCAAUUAUGCCUGAGCCUGCUUACUUCCACUGUGCAGCAGUUACGCCGGCUGGCUGCAUGUAUAUCCAUGGAGGGGUUGUCAACAUCCAGCAGAACAAGAGGACCGGCUCAUUGUUUAAAAUAUGGCUAGUGGUGCCCAGCCUGCUGGAACUGUGCUGGGAGAACUUAUUAAAGUAUUUUCCCCAUCUUGCUCACCUGCCUACAAAUCAACUCCUGCAGCUUGGAUUAUCACAAGGGCUUAUUGAGAGGUUGAAAUAAUAUUCCUAUUGUAUAAUCUUUCUCUCCUACUGAGCUGUAACACUUACAGGAGUCCUCCACAGGGGAACGCUGCUAACAAGAUCAGAAUACCUGGACUUUAUUCAAACAUUCUCUGUGGCCUUCAAUCAGUUUCACAUUUUAACAACACCAGCGCACAUAGCAGUGGUUUUAAACACGUCACAUUUAUUGCAAAUGUUUUU
Molecule: messenger RNA, 1441 nt
Organism: Pelobates fuscus (common spadefoot toad)
Lineage: Eukaryota; Metazoa; Chordata; Amphibia; Anura; Pelobatidae
Gene: KLHDC10
Product: kelch domain containing 10
Exons: 10
Coding region: 6-1241 (411 amino acids)
Biological process (GO): positive regulation of stress-activated MAPK cascade
Molecular function (GO): protein binding
Source: RefSeq, a predicted model, not a curated record